GGCUCUGCAGUGCUUGACGUCUUUCAGGUGCUCUGCGCCACUUACCUUAAAUCUUCUUCAAUCAACGCUAUUCUUUACUCACAAGGGAACUCAAACCAUCCAGAUAGCUCAAUGCUCAGAUUAAACGCUAAUUACCCUUUCUUUCCCAACAAACCCCACCGAGUUUGUAAUAGAAAGCUCGGGACUUACUAUGAUUCUUCGUCGAUGUUUAAACAUGGCGGAGUUGGCGAUGAUGCUGAUAAGAAGAAGCUGUUUCUAAGAGUUUCUGUGAAAGCAAUGAAGGAAGAAGGUAACGGAAGUGGAAGCAUGAGUUUCUCUGGACAAAGCUGGGAUCCAAGUUCUGAGAUACAAGUUCCUUCAGAACAGAGACCUGUGAAUGAGUAUUCGUCUUUGAAGGAAGGGAUGUUGUAUUCAUGGGGAGAAUUGGCUCCAAGCCAGUUUUUUCUUCGUCUUGGUGGUCUUUGGCUUGUGACUUUCACUGUUCUUGGUGUUCCCAUCGCAGCUGCUAGCUUUAAUCCUUCCAGAGAACCUUUGAGGUUUGCUAUAGCUGCAGGGACAGGAACCUUGUUCCUGGUUUCAUUGAUUGUCUUGAGAAUUUACCUGGGAUGGAGCUAUGUUGGAGAUAGAUUACUUUCUGCGGUUAUUCCAUACGAAGAGAGCGGAUGGUAUGAUGGCCAAAUGUGGGUUAAGCCACCUGAGGUAUUGGCUCGGGACAGGUUGUUAGGUUCUUACAAGGUGAAGCCAGUAAUCAAGAUGCUGAAACAAACAUUGGUUGGAACAGGAGCUUUACUCGUUUCAGCAUUCGUGCUAUUCGUCUUUGCAACACCAGUCGAGGAUUUCUUUAAAACCACUCUAGGAUCCAACGAUGAGGUUUCUAUUUCAAGAAUCAACAACAACAGGUUCAAUAUGAGGAAAGAACAAUUGCUUCGGUUGCCAAUAGAUGUUGUGACCAAUGAUGACUUGGCAGCAGCGGCGGCUGAGGCUGCUGAUGGAAGACCCGUCUAUUGCAGAGACCGUUACUACCGUGCAUUAGCCGGUGGUCAAUACUGCAAAUGGGAAGAUCUUGUUAAAUAGUUGUCAAAAUAUUGAAUGAGGACACUAUCAUUUUCUCAGUUUUGAUUAAAAAUGGCUUAUUUAAGCCUAAAUCAUCACUAAAUACUGUUACACGAAUACAUGAUUAUUCAAUCGAUGAGCCAAAACCUACUCGUGGGUCGUGGCAUUAUCUCA
Messenger RNA from Brassica rapa (field mustard), 1227 nucleotides. RefSeq names its product protein CONSERVED IN THE GREEN LINEAGE AND DIATOMS 27, chloroplastic. NCBI's taxonomy places the organism in Eukaryota, Viridiplantae, Streptophyta, Magnoliopsida, Brassicales, Brassicaceae. The record is from RefSeq and is a predicted model, not a curated record.